Folsomia candida is the source of this 4454-nucleotide messenger RNA. RefSeq names its product homeobox protein SIX1. Gene Ontology annotation, biological process: regulation of transcription by RNA polymerase II. Gene Ontology annotation, molecular function: RNA polymerase II cis-regulatory region sequence-specific DNA binding; DNA-binding transcription factor activity, RNA polymerase II-specific. Gene Ontology annotation, cellular component: transcription regulator complex; nucleus. Bases 1260 to 2435 code for a protein of 391 amino acids. The transcript has 10 exons. NCBI's taxonomy places the organism in Eukaryota, Metazoa, Arthropoda, Collembola, Entomobryomorpha, Isotomidae. The record is from RefSeq and is a predicted model, not a curated record.
CAGAGUCGACAAGAUUCAGUUGCAGAUCCGCUCUGGCCUGACACGAACUGCACAAAACUCUUUUAACCGAACCUCAUUUCAUUUCACACUGCUGGAUUAGUUGGGCUGGUGUUUAACCGGAUUCCGGUUUACUGGCAAUCCUCUCAUCCGCUAAUCCAUUAUCCACCUUAAUCUCUGUUCAUUCAUACGCACAAAUUGGAGCACAGAAAGGUCGUCUUGGGAAAAGGGGUCUCACUUUAGCAUCUCGUAAGUAAAUGCAUGGUCGAUAUGCACUCCCGUGUGGAGUAAGUGCGAUCUGGAAAUCUUCUCUUACUUAAAGACGACUCAAGUCUCACUCCAGUCUCAGUCGAUGCCCAUUUUGCUGCCGAAAAGGUCAAGACGUUGUUGAGACAGGGCAGAAUGGCUUCAAGAGGCCAGAGUAGCAGCUGAAGAGAUUUAACGCCGUCAACUCAAGGUGGAUAUUUCCAUCUCAAAUCUCACUUUACAUAAUAAUUAUUAAAAGAAAAGUGAACACAACGGCGGUGUUGUUAAGAAUAAUUUGAGAAAAGUGGCAGAACCAAGAACAACGAUUUGCUUUAUGGAUAGUGACCGUAAAAUAUUGACAAAAUAUCGACGUAUCAAGGUGAGAAGUUGCAUGUGCAAGCUGUGUUUUGUUUAUGUGAAACUGAUACCAUUACACCAAACAUGUUGAACUAAUGAUCUUCACAACCACGUGAAAUAAGGACAAAAUAUAACCUUUCUUCCAAAUAAAAAUUAUGCUGUUGGUGAUUCAGGCCAAACCUUUUUCAAAUCGUUGAGAGUGUGGUACAAAAAAGUAAUUUGAUUCGUGUGGAGAAAGCGGAUCAAGCCAAGUCUUCUGAAGGGUAGUGAAAACUCUAAUCAAAACGGUAAUGAAACUAAUUAAAAAUCACUGCAUGAUUUUUUCUCCAUAUAAACCAACAAAUCUGUCGUGAGUCAAGUAGUGUUCGAGAGACGAGGAUAGAGUUACAUUCCAAUUGAGUGUGAUCGAUGAAAAUUCACACAUUGGACUAAAACUAAAACGGUCGAUAAAACAUUCAAUUUUACGCCAUUGCAAAGAAUCCGAUUUAUCAAGAAGACAAACUCAACUCAUCGCAGUGUGAUCACUUCUUUUUGGCAGACGUCCCAAAACCUUUGACUUGUGUAAUGUGGAGAAUUGCUCUUAAUCGGGGAACAAUUACUACAUAACUGAGGACAAAAAAGUAUUCGUUUUUUCCUCCUGGUGACUAUAUUCCCCUGUGAUGAUUCUGGGCAAUAUGGGCGACGGUGGUGGGGGGCUCUUGUCCAGCCACAAUCUCAUGGGAGGAAGCUGCCUCCCUUCCGUCACGUCCGUGGGGUCACUCAGCCUUGGACCUCCCUCCCCAAACCCAAUCCUACCCUCAUUCGGAUUCACACAAGAACAGGUGGCUUGUGUGUGCGAAGUUUUGCAACAAUCAGGAAAUAUGGAACGCCUCGCUAGAUUUCUGUGGUCCCUUCCAAGCUGUGAGAAAUUGCAAAAGAACGAGAGUGUACUGAAGGCCAGAGCAGUCGUUGCUUUCCACCGAGGAAAUUUCAAGGAACUUUACAAAAUUCUGGAAUCUCACCAAUUUUCUCCUCAUAAUCAUCCCAAGCUCCAAGCUCUCUGGUUGAAGGCGCACUACAUCGAAGCUGAGAAAUUGAGGGGACGACCACUUGGGGCAGUGGGCAAGUACCGUGUGCGGAGGAAGUUCCCAUUACCAAGGACAAUUUGGGAUGGCGAAGAGACGAGCUAUUGCUUUAAGGAAAAGUCGAGAACCAUUUUGCGAGACUGGUACACCCACAAUCCUUAUCCAUCUCCGAGAGAAAAGCGGGAACUGGCGGAGGCGACGGGCUUAACGACAACUCAGGUUAGCAAUUGGUUCAAAAAUAGACGCCAACGGGACAGAGCAGCCGAGCAGAAAGACGGGCCUCCAAGGUCAGAGGAUGGAAGCAGUGGGAAGAAACUGACCCAUUCCGGUCUGGGUUCUCCCGAUGGUGACUCCAGCUCUGGAGAAAGUCAAGACGAGAAGCCAUCCAUGAUUGAUUCCUCCGGAUUCCUUCAUCACCACCAUCACCACCACCACCACCAGCUCGGACUCAAUCAAAACCAAAAAUCAUCCCCUCCCGGUCUCAACCUAUUCUCUCAGCAUCAAAUGGACCACAUGACAUCCGGCCUCGCUUCCCUGUCGGCGAUGCAGUCACUGGGAGGAUUUCACAGUAUGGCGGCUGCGGCUGCUGCAGGGAUUCCUCACCAUCAUUUAAUGGCGGCGGCUGCGGCCGGUGGCGUUUCGUCACUGCGAGGAGGAGGAGGUGGGAGCGAGGUGGACGGACAGACGGAUCUCAGUCUAAGCAGCAGUGGUCAUCAUUUGGGCGCUCCCGUGUCCUCUCUGGGGGUCCAUCACGAAUACCACCAUUUGUGACAGUUCUUUGAGUAACAGAUCUUAUCCACCCUGUGAAAUCCAACUCUUUGUUUAUUAACCAAACUCUGAGACUUGUCUCAUUCAUAUAAAAUAACUCGUGCUCUUUGUCCCCAACCAACUUGGCAUUCUACUCUGGUUCAUGGCGCAAGACACGCUGCAUGUUGGCCACGAAUCUCAAAAUCUUUACACUCGCGAUAUUUUAUUUCCUGUGACACGAAACUUAUCCACCAUUACUCAUUUCGGGGUUAGUAAUCCUCCAUUUAGAUAAGAGCAAGAUAUAUGGUAGGUACAAUAAGUGGGAGAUCAUCAGUUAUAGCGGACUGAUUACUACGCAUACCUACUCUCUCUCAUUCAUUCAUUCAAUAACCUCUACAAGCAGAAUUAAAAUAUAAUCCAAUUCGAUAUUCCUACACAUUCGUUCAAAAUCAUAAUCUCGUCAGUCACAUUUGGCACCGUGAGAAUAAAAGCACAUUAAAAUAAUACUUUGGCUGACGUGUUAAUCCAACACAAGUCUGGUGCAUAAUCCGAUCUAAUUUAUCAUCGAGAACAUUGUUUUUACAUCUUGACUAAAUACUUCUACUUAUAAAUCAGUAAUGUAAAUUAUUAAUUCUCCACAAAAAUUUCAAACUCUUAAACGAUACAUUUUUAGGAUAUAUCUAUAAAUACGAAUACUUGCAAGUUAUUGCGCAAUGCAAUUGAUAUCCGUCAGCCAUUCAGCAUUAAUACAUAAUUAGUUUUGCAUGGGAAAUGUCGUCGUGCAUACCAAAUACAUGUUAUCGAGGGUAAUAUUGUACGAAAUGUGUGCAUCCUGCUGGUAGCUUCCUUAGGGCAAUUGCCAUCGUUUUCUCUUGUUGUAAUCUUAACAAAUCACGAUGCCCAACAUGUGACACAUAAUUAUUGGCGUUCGAUUGGGCGAGGAAUGACGUACAUGCCCAGAUACAUCCUAUACCAGUUACAUACAUGCAGUCAUAAUUCCUUUGCACACUGACUUACUCAUGAUGAUAUAUAUUAUAAUAAUUCGUAUUUCGAAAUUUAAAAAAUGCAUGCCAUAAACAGAAUAAAAUCUAAAUAGGCCCCUAACAAUAAGCAUUAGACAUCAUACGAGGCGAGAAUUCCUGCUUUAUCUCGGAAACAAAUUUCACAAUCAUUUCACCUUUUCUAAUUUCUCUCGCACGACAAAUCCCAGGUUGAAAAUAGCUUUAAAAGUUUCAGCACAUUUCCAAUUCUGAAAAAUACGAGCAUGCCUGCAUACAAUUCAGCGGUGUUUAUGAGGUCAUGCAAUUUUGUGAUAUUACUUUAAAGAGUACGACAGAUAAUUUUCGUGUGUGAAUGAUCAUGUGUAAAAUUUAUGUGCAGUUUUGAUUUUUAUUUAAUAUUUCUGGGUAUCGUAUGAUUAUGCUAGGAUAGGAAUAUUUAUAUGCAUCAUGUGAGGCAUUCACUGCGUAAAGAUAAUUGAUAUUUAAUCGAGAAAUGAUUAAUGUAAUGAUACACCAAGGUGCGCAGAGGGUGGACGUUUCCAUUGAAUUAUGACCGUUCCAUUUGAUUAAUUGCGAAUCAAUUACCAAUUUAUUUUGAAAUUUUAUGAUUUAAAUCUACUUUCCAGUAUUAUUAUUAUGAGUUGCAGUUGUACAUGCACAAAUUAUACCUUGUAAGUCGUAACAGUUCAUAUAGCGGUUCAUAUAUACACAGAUAUCUGUGCAUGUCAUGCAUAUGUGUAUGUAUGUAUUUCAAGUUUUGGGAGUAGAUUUUUGUACAGAUAUUCAACAGCAAAAAAUGCUAGUUUAUUAUGAUGCCCUGCACACCGACAGGAUAAAAAAAGAAGAGCAUAGCAGCAGGCCCGUUAACUAUAACUUAACCAUGUUCAGAUUUAGCCAUUUAAAGUUAUUCUAGUAAGUUGUGUCUUACAUGUGAUGAAAAAGUUAAUAUUUUGUUGUUUUGUAACAAGCUGAAUGUAUUUACGAGAUAUGUUUUAUUAUUUGAUAAUGUCAACAAUAAAAUCGUACAGAAUACUUGAAAUCA